Heterostelium album PN500 is the source of this 1566-nucleotide messenger RNA. RefSeq lists its product as uncharacterized. The record is from RefSeq and is a predicted model, not a curated record. Lineage: Eukaryota; Evosea; Eumycetozoa; Acytosteliales; Acytosteliaceae. The transcript has 2 exons. Bases 1 to 1566 code for a protein of 521 amino acids.
AUGAUGAUGGAGAAUAAUAAUGAAUUAAAAACAAUCGAUAAGCAUUCACAGUUAUUUAAAUUAAUAAUAAAGAAUAAAUAUGUAAUACAUUUAGAGAUAUGUUCAGUUAGACAGAAAAUAUAUCGUUUCGCAGAGAUACCUAGUCUAGAUUGGUUGGCAGUCAAUCAAUACGUUGACUCGCUGCGGUACAUCUCCAAUCUAUAUGGAGUAAAUCAAAUGUUGCCUAAUACUCCGAUGUUGAUCGUUGCCAAUGCCACUUCACUACCACAGUUACAAGCGGUAGAGAAUACUCUUAAGAUUUCAUUCAAAAAGACAGAUUACCUACAACAUCAUGCCAAGUUUGGAUACGAUUGGUUCAAGUCGAAUAUUAUAUCGGUUAAUCAUCUGGUUUCGUUGUCUUGGGAAGAAAAGAAUCUUGCAAUUAAAAAUGCAAUUCUGCAAAACGAUGAAGAUCUAUUGGAGUAUUUGUUGGUAGAGAAUGGAUGGUCUACUGAAAUCAGUACAUUCAACAUCGAAAGACUUUUAAAGCUAGAGAGUGAGCGAGCUUUCAAGAUAUUCGAUCAUUGUAGAGAGUAUUGGUCAGUACUUCAAACCCAGGAGGUCUUGAUGAGUGGAACCAUCAGACAUUUCGAAAGGAUCGUUACCGAUAUGCUUCCAGUAAUGGUUAGUUCGCAAUGGCUGACCAAUAUCAUGAUCAAUAAGAGACCGAGUAACACUGAAAUAUACCAUCUGUUUAAGCAAACACUCAGAGAUAACGACAUGGAAGAUGUAAGCUAUGAAAACAAAGCUGUUAGUAUCGUUCAAAAGGAUAUGGAUCUACAAAUGUAUCUUUUAGGAAUUGGAUCGAGAGUUGAAAGAAAAAAAGGACGACCAGUCAUUGAGCAAACUUCUAUUAAUGCUAUAUUCGAAGAAGAGCUUGGUUAUGCUUUGGCAUUUGGCAACAUUACAAUUGCCAAUUGGAUCAUCGAAUAUUUCAAAGAGUUUAAUGGAAAGGCCAAUAAAAAUCACUUUAUCAAUUUAUUCCGUAACGUUAAUCAUUCGGUUCAGCUCUAUGAGGCGGUGAUUCCCAUUUGUGUGGACUUUGGUGAUUAUAAUCGUAGAAUGGCGGUUGUCAGUGCCUUACAAGUUCACAACUUUGAUGGUUUGAAACAUCUGGCGACCACCUACCCUCAAAAUAUAUUGAAUGAUCUAGCAGCCAAGGAAAUAAAAAUACUAUAUAACUGCAAGAAACUCCUUAUAAUCGAAUCACUUUCACCAACACUAUUUUUUGAUCUUUUGGCCAAACCCAUCGAAUUCCAAAAUGGGUCAUUCAACGAUACAUUGUCAGAGAUUAUAUGGCUAUUCAACCUGAUAGAGAACAACUACGAAAUGUUAAAGUUAAACAAAUCACUCAUGAAAUUCAUGGAACAACUAUUAUUCCUUCUUAGCUCUCAUCAUAGCAACAUAUUCAAGCAGAUCUAUGGUAGUUGUGUUCAUCAAAAGUGUAGUGCUUUCGAUUAUUACAUGAACAUAUUUAAAUUACCAGAAAAAAGUAUUGAUGAUCAAUUCAAAAAAAGUAAUAAAUAA